Molecule: messenger RNA, 1257 nt
Organism: Lottia gigantea (owl limpet)
Lineage: Eukaryota; Metazoa; Mollusca; Gastropoda; Lottiidae
Exons: 8
Coding region: 1-1257 (418 amino acids)
Biological process (GO): neuron projection development
Cellular component (GO): cytosol
Source: RefSeq, a predicted model, not a curated record
AUGGACAUUUUUACACAGAUAAAAUCAAACCUAGAAUGUCAGAAUUGGUCGGAUGCUGGUGAAAAUUUUAGUAUUUUGACGAAGAAGCUGCAAGAUGAAACGUUUAGGUUGAAUCAUGGAAAAGAUGUGUUUAAAUGUGCUGAUACAACUAUCAAAAGCUUAUGUCCAAAGUUAUCAGAAAUAACCAAAAGACAUCAUUGCGAAAUUGACUUUGUGAAAAACCAGAAAAUUUUAUUAGGAUGUUUUCGUGCCUUGAGAAAUUCUUGUGCUGGUUCACAUGAUAAUCAGGACUUGAUAUUUGAACAUCCAGACAUAUUAACUGAGCUUCAAAAACUCUUUCAAGAGUUGACUGUGAUACCGAACAAGACUGGGGUGGUUGAAUUGUUAAGAUGUGCUGUACAGUUUCUGGGUAAUUUAUGUGUUGGUAAUAUAAAGACGCAGUCUGUAGUUUGGAGACAAUUUCUACCUUGUAUAAGUGUAAUGGUCAAUAAAGUGGAAGAUGUACCAUUAACAAAUUACUCUUGUAUGUUUUUGCAUACGUGUCUCUUAACAAGAUUAGAUUCCACAAUAUCUACAGAGAGUACAGAGUUUUACAUCAUAAUAACAUGUAUAUUGAACAAGUUAACUCAGACAGAUAUAGAAUGGGGAUUAUUUGUGAUAGAAGAUAUAUUCUUAGUACCUGAUUAUUUUAAGAACAUCAGCCAUCAACUAGAAAACAAGGAAUGGAUAUUUUUGGUUGAAGUAAUGAUAAAUGCACUAAAAGCCACUGAACUCAACAAGAAAGAACCAGUACAUAUGAGCAAUAUUGAGUGUUUAUGUUCAGAAAUUAUAAAUAAUAGUUACAGAAUAUUAUCAGUUAAUACAGACUAUACAGACUCAAUUCAACAGAAGAGUUUGUUGUUAUGUAAAAUGAUAGAAGCAUUAGGUAUAGCUACAUCUUCUUUACCUGAUGUGUAUCCUACCAUACAGCAUAAUACAGAAUUACUAACUACGGUUAUUAAUCUAUUAAAAGGAAUAGAUGAAGUUGGUAAAGCAGGUGGCGGUGUGUUUAGUUCUGUAGAGAAGUUAUCUGAAAUCAACCAGGUGGAUACAGACCAUCCUGUUUAUGGAUUAAAGAGAGAUGUUGUCAGGCUUAUAGCCAACAUGGUUAUCAAACACAGAGAUAAUCAAGACACUGUUCGAACGCUUGAUGGUAUACCAUUGUUAUUGGACCAGUCUAAUAUGGAUGGUAAAAACCCUUGUAUCCUUAGCUUCUGA